AUGCCGAAUUGGAACCACAUCGCCAGCGAGAUCCACGUCAACAGAGCUCUCAGGGCACCGCACGAGUUUCGCAACAUGAACGGCGCCGUGUACUUCAGAGAUCUGGGAUUCAGCGACAACGAUCCCGCCAACAGAGUGUUGGGUUGCCCUGCGAGACUGGGCCUGAUGACCAGGGAAUGGGUGCGUUUCUCCGACAUUUUGGUGUACAGCGGACAGCCAUCCUUGGUGGCACACUCGCGCUUGGAGCAGUGGAGCGCUACCAUACAACAAAUUGAAAAUGCCACGGCUCGCGGUUCCCGGGGUGCAGCCUAUUGGAGUUACGUCAAGAUGCUGGAUUAG
Messenger RNA from Diaporthe amygdali, 339 nucleotides. RefSeq lists its product as uncharacterized. The transcript has a single exon. Bases 1 to 339 code for a protein of 112 amino acids. The record is from RefSeq and is a predicted model, not a curated record. Lineage: Eukaryota; Fungi; Ascomycota; Sordariomycetes; Diaporthales; Diaporthaceae.